Messenger RNA from Alosa alosa (allis shad), 3057 nucleotides. It is a transcript of the gene sspn, whose product is annotated as sarcospan (Kras oncogene-associated gene). Bases 352 to 1008 code for a protein of 218 amino acids. The transcript has 3 exons. The record is from RefSeq and is a predicted model, not a curated record. Lineage: Eukaryota; Metazoa; Chordata; Actinopteri; Clupeiformes; Clupeidae. Gene Ontology annotation, cellular component: sarcolemma; dystrophin-associated glycoprotein complex.
CAUAUUAGUUCAGAGGCUCUCCGGUUCCAAAUAGCAGCGCGGUCUGGGCCUCUCUGUCAGCGGGGAGGGGAAGGGAAAAGGGAGGGGGGAUGCUGGGGGAGCUGCCGUCAACCAGCGGGCAGAGAGCUAGUCACCAGUAGGACAGAGGAGCGGAGCGCCGGUCAGGGGCACAGAGGGAAGAAGAGGAAGAAAGGAACAAGAAAGGAGAGUGAGAAAAGGACGGAUUAGAGAGGGAGAGCGAGUCAGGAAGAGAGAGAGAAAGAGAGAAAGAGAGAGAGAAGCUUCCAGCCAUCGGAUCGGGAGAAUAGCAGCAGUCAAGCGUGUGGGAAGCAGCAGCGCGGCAGGAAGUGCAUGAUGGGAUCGCAGAAGGAGAGGGAGAUGGGCCAGGCGGACGGCGUGGUGAGUGAGGAGGCACACAAGUGCUGCGGCUGCCGCUUCCCGCUGCUCGUGGCCCUGCUGCAGCUCCUCUUCGGCGCCGCCAUCGCCGUCCUGGCCUUCAUCAUGGCCGCCAUCAGCCCCUCUCUGCUGGCCAGGGAGACGCCCCACUGGGCAGGGAUCAUCCUGUGUGUGGUGUCCCUGCUGGGUUUCGUCCUCUACUUGAUCACCUACCGGGCUGAUGAGAGGACAUCCAUGCAGUUCAUCGUCAAGGUGCUCUACUUCCUGCUGUGCUCGGGGGGCCUGGUCAUCUCCGUGCUGGUCAUUGCCUUCCAGGGUCACCACUUCUCACUGGCCAACGGCUUCAGCUGCCGCGAGCAGGGGGAGGACUGUGUGUGCACGCUGGACCCUCUGGACCCCAUCGCCCGGACCUUCACCUACGAGGCGGUGGGCGACUGCUCGGCCGUCAUGGACACGCUCAAGAUCUACUUCCUGCUGCAGAUGGUGCUGAACUUGGCCGCGGCGCUGGUUUGCGCCGUGGGGGCCUUCGUCAUGUGGAAGCACCGCUACCAGGUGUUCUUCGCCGGCCUGCAGGUGGGAUCACUCUCCACCCAGCACUGGCAGAAGGUGUGAGUCUGUCGGAGAGAGAGAGAGAGAGAGAGAGACGGAACAGAAAGGCUGAGGGCUCUGUGAAGAGAGGUUGAAACCAUGUUCAGCGUCUUCUCACUUGCCUAAUAAACAAUGUGUGUGUGUGCCGUUCUAGUCACCAAAUCCAUGGUUGUCCAUGGUUGUUGUAUUUUUUCUAAUAUCCCACUUUACUGGUAUGAGUCUGCUUGGCUGUGUGUGUGUGUGUGUGUGUGUGUGUGUGUGUUUGAAAGAGAGAACCAGAGAGAGCUCAGAUGACCUUUGAAAAAGUUUCAUAGGUUUAUACUUUUCUAAAGUAGCUUUCUAUGCAACUUCCUUACAAUGUGUUAAUACAGGUGCCAGUGCAGGAGACCUGCUCUCUGUUCUAAUUGGCAUACUUUUGUCAGUACACUUUCAUGCAAUGCACUGUGCACAGGGUAGUGAUGACUCAAAUUGAACACCAACUCAGUGCACUUAGCUAAAAUGACGAUUACAAUAUUUAAACAGAACGUUACUGGUGUGUUCUAUACGACAGCAGCAUUGUUGUGUUUUGUCAAAACUUGGUUGUGCAUCUGUUAAGUGUGUUUUCCACUGCUGCUGCACCAGCUUCCUCAAACAGUUAUCUUGAAAAUGAUCCCUGCCCUUCUGCUAUGAAUCCAAGCUCUGUUGAGGGCGUUGAAAGUGUCCAGCAUUUUACACUCGCCAUGAGUUUGCAGCGCGCGUUGCGUCGUCAUAAUGAUCAGUGUGAACGCACUCAUUGCCCUCACAUUAGGUAUUGUAAGUACAGAAGUAAGCAAAUUGGAACAGAGUGCUGGCAUUUCUCACAGACAGAACCUAUGACGCAAUACUACAACAUUUUGCAAUGAGGAUGUGUUCACCGGGGUAGUGAACCAGAGAUAUGCAAGUACGCUUCAUGCUGUCUUCCUCUGCACUUUUGAUGUCCUUUUUACAGAUAUAAAUCAAGUCAGCACCAUUGCCUUAUACAGCAUUUAAAAUACAUGCAAGAUAAGUCAGUUUACAAGGUUGCCAAAUAUAAGGGGGAAUCGCAUUGGCAUUCUGAACUGUGUUGUAUCUCUUUAAGACAAAUGUUGCUGAACAGUGUUUACUACUUUAAAAAAGACUUUUAUUUUGACCUCCUCCUGAGCUGUGCAGACCAGCUGUGGGAGGGCUGUCAGGCAGGCAGUCAGGCAGAAGCCAAGCAGUCAUGUGGAGUGUUGUGUAUAAAAUACUUUUUACAUUUUACACAGAGUGCGGUGGUCUGACAUAGAUUUUCUCUACAUUUAGUCUGAAUUCAGUAAUAUCCUCUUUGGCUUGGUUUGCUAUGUUUGUUGAAUUUGUUGUUGACUCUCUAAUGAUACUACAUGCUGUAUCCUUUCCCCUUUGCGAGUCAGUAUCAUUACGCAUGCUUAAAGGGAAAGAAACCAGUGCCUGUCUAAUGAAGGGAAAAUGACCAGCCGCGUUGUUUUUCUGACCCUGAUCCGGAGCACAACAACAAGCAGCGCUGUUAGGUGGAGUCAGCGAGGCCUCUGGCCAGUCCAGUGGGCCGGAGUCACAGUCCAGCCAGCCACUGGAAACCUCCGCUGCUACUGCUGCCAGGGGGUGCACAAGGGGUACUCAGACACUCAACCCCACGCAGCAACAACACUAAUAUAGACACCAACUGCCAUCUGCUCCAAUGGAAAAGCACAAGGGUUUCAAAUGCACUGUCCCACAAUCCAGAGUGCACCCAACAGAAGACAUACAUAGACGGGAACUUUUUUAUUUUUAUUUUUUCUACUGGGAUUGGUUGAUUCAAUCUUGUAAUGAUUUCAACAAGUCUGUGUGGUGUUUGGAGGAACCAUUUUUAAUGUCUGUACUGUUGGUGUAUUUUUUUGUUCAUUUUACGGUGUAUACAUAUCAAUGUAUUCCCAUUUGAUGCAUGGUCAAAAGGUCUUGGGUCUGGUGCUACAGUCAAAUGCCUUGCACAGGUUACACAGCCACUGCUGAUAGUCCAGUCUACAUUCUCUGUGUACGUCUCUUUUUUUCUUAUUUUUAAUAAAAGAUCAUAAGUAAGCCUUA